Messenger RNA from Macrosiphum euphorbiae (potato aphid), 3105 nucleotides. The record is from the annotation of a GenBank genome assembly. Lineage: Eukaryota; Metazoa; Arthropoda; Insecta; Hemiptera; Aphididae.
AUGGCUCCCGACCCCCUUAGUGAUAGUGAACGGUCGGAGCGGUUACUAAAACGGUGUAUCAUGCGUCGGGAUGGUGCUAUCCAAGAUAUGAAUGAUUUACAUAAGCUAGCGGUAAAGGCAAAGGGUGAUAUAUCGUGUAAAGCGUUAUUUUUUGCUCGCAAGGCUGACAUUGAACAAUUUAUGGCAGAUAUUACGGUAGAACAAGACACAAUUAUGGACGCGUUGUUGGACGCGGGUCGGGACAGCGAAUAUGUACAUACACACGCUCCAUUGAUUCGGGAGGUUAAAAAUCAAUAUUAUUUCAUUCAUGCCACGGCACAAGAAAUGACCGUUGAACCUCAACCUGUACAAAAUGUUCGUACCAACCUCCAUUUACCAAAAAUAAAGUUACCGUCAUUUAGUGGGGAUAUUCUACAGUGGCCAACCUUCCGUGACAAGUUCGUUGCGUUAGUCGAUUCAGAUCCCGACUUAUCCCCAAUCGAAAAGUUCCACUUAUUAGCAGGUUGUGUUACUGACAGGGCUGCCACAGUGGUUAACUCGUUGAAAAUGACAGAUAUGAAUUAUCCAAUUGUGUGGCGAAAGUUGAUUGAUCAGUUCGAUAAUCCUCGUCUAUCUGCCUCGACAUUAGUAGACGGACUUCUAAGCUUUCGCCGAAUGGAAUUUGAAACCGUUCCAGGGUUAUCAGCGUUCCUCCAUGUUUUUGACGAAAGUUUGCAAUCGUUGAAAAUGUUCGACAUCGAAGAUGUGUCUAGUUUUAUUAUGUUUGUAUUAGCAAAUAAAAACCUUCCACGUGGUACUCGGGAAUUAUUUGAAAAGGAUAACUCCAACACUUUUCCUGGUAUUGAAGAUUUGGUAAAGUUCGUUCGAUGUCGUAUAAAAAUCUUGGAAAAUAUUGAUGGUGCUGCAGGUAAGCACAUGCCUAAAGACAAAUCAAACGGUAGGUUCAAUGACAAGCCCACUGGUAAGUUGAUGAUGGUAUCAGCACAGGGCGAUGCAAACCCCAAAUGUCCGAUUUGUAAAGCACCUCAUGAUGUACAAGUAUGCUCAGAGUUUCUAUCUAUGCAACCCCCGAAGCGGUUUAAGAUGAUAACUAGUUUCCGUCGGUGUUUCCGAUGUUUGAGUGCUACUCAUGUAUCAUCAGCUUGUACCAGUGACGUUUUUUGUGCUACAUGUAAGGGGUCACAUCACAGUUUAUUACAUCUCCAAAAAUCUAGGGUCAGACCACCAUCAGACAAUGGUGGGAGUUCGGGCUCGGCACCAGGUGGUAUGAAUCGUGGGGCAUCAUCUAGCUCUGUAUCGACCGGUGCCGUAUCUCAUGUUGGAAAAAUGGGACCAUCCACGGUAGUUUUGGGAACAGCCAUGGCUCACACCCGUGAUCGGUUCGGUAAAACCGUGGUUGUACGAAUUUUAGUUGACUCAGGGUCGCAAAUUAGUGCUAUAACCGAAUCGUGCGCCCACCACCUCGGAUUAACUAUUAAAAAAUGGACGGUCCCAGUGUCAGGAUUAGCCGGUGUUACGCUACCCACAGUGAAAGGUUUAACUUCGUGUACCAUUACACCUAGGUUCGACAGUAAUACCGAAAUCGAGGUCAACACAUGGGUGUUACCAACCAUAACUGUAAAUUUACCGAAGUCACCACUUCCAGCAUCCAUCAAGAGUUCAUAUGCUCAUUUAGCGCUGGCCGACCCCAAGUUUGACAUUCCAGCGACAAUCGAUUUGUUGUUAGGCGCGGAUUUGUAUCAUCAUGUGUUCGAUGGAAAGCAGUAUUCUGAAGAAGGUAAUCCCACGGAGGAUAGUUCUAUAUUUGGAUGGAUACUCAUUGGUCCGGUAUAUCCUGCCGCAACUUCCUAUCAUCAAGCUGUUGUUGUUUCUUUGGCAACGUCAUUAGAGGAUAUGGUUCGGAAAUUCUGGGAAGUUGAUGAACCAACGAACGCACCAAGUGAAACUACUGAAGACGGAUUUUGUGAAAAGUUAUUCUUCGAACACACUAUGAUAGAUCGAUCCGGUAGGUAUAUAGUUCCGUUGCCGUUUCGAGACGCUAAUCCGCAAGAAAUGUUAAAAGGGACAAGGAACAUAGCCCAAAAGCGAUUCUUAAAUUUAGAACGAAGAUUAAUUUUAAAUCCUACCUUGUAUGAGGCGUACCGUGAUUUUAUGGCUGAGUAUAUCAGGUUAGGGCAUAUGCAAGUAGCUAACACUCCAGGCGAUUACAUCAUUCCACAUCAUGCCGUCACCAAGGAUGAAAAUGGGAAAUUGAAGAUCCGUGUAGUAUUCGACGCGUCUUCCCGAUCCUCAGGUGGACACUCAUUGAAUGAUGUACUUUUGACGGGUCCGAAACUCCAGAAUGACAUCACGGAUAUUCUGUUAAGGUUUCGUUUUCCGCGAUUUGUUUUCGUGGCCGAUAUUUGCAAGAUGUAUCGGCAAAUACUCAUUCGACCAGAACACCGGUCGUUUCAGCAUAUUCUGUGGCGACCGUCCCCUGCUGAUGAACUGAUUGAGUAUGAACUCAACACCGUAACUUAUGGGACCGGACCUGCUCCAUACUUAGCCAUCAAAGUGUUACAUCGGGUGGCCGAGUCGUGUCGUGCCAAACAUCCAAAGGUACAUGAAGCGUUGUUCCAUAAUACUUAUGUAGAUGAUGUUUGUGCGGGUGAUGAUGUUCUCGAUGGUGUGUUAGAUUUACAAAGAGAUUUAAUGGCCGUGCUGGCCAAACAUGGGUUCGAGCUGAAGAAGUGGACUAGCAAUUGUGAUGAAGUAUUAGCCCGGAUAGAUCCAUCCUCACGCUCGGAAACUACCAUACCGUUUGAAAAUUCUGAAGACGCAUAUGUACGAGUCCUUGGAUCACAUUGGGAUCCCGUUCAUGACGUGAUUGGAUAUCAUGUGUCACCAGAACUAGGCGUAUAUACCAAACGAGGAGUUUUGUCCGUAAUUGCCAGGUUAUAUGACCCGAUUGGUAUGCUGGCACCAGUCACCUUUUGGGCCAAAGACUUUUUGCAGCGAUUAUGGAAGUUAGGACUUCAUUGGGAUAGUGAAUUACCACCUGAUCUACUAAACCAGUGGCGGGCGUACUUGGAAGAUCUCCCUGCCGUGUCCCAAUCACUGAACUAA